UGAAUAUAAUUCGAAAUUGAGGUUCCAUGAACGUUUAUGAAGUGAAGAUCGCUCUACUUUUGAAGGCAGUUAAGUUUACAAAUUUUCACACCAUAAUAUCGUAUACAAAUGUACGGUUCGGUUUCCCACCCUAGAUUAACUUACGGUGUGGAGUUCAUAAAUUCCACGCCGAACUGGUUCUAACUACGGUGAGGAACAUAUCAUGUCCAAACCGUAUACCUUGCCUACGGUUUCGUCGACGAAAAAUUCCCCACCGUAGGAGGGGUUACAGUCUAGAUUCUGGGAUUUCUGAAAUCAAAAAGAUUCUUGAUUAUCUAUAAUUGGAGGAUUGUUCUCUGAUUUGAGGGAUGGUGAUUCACCUACUUUAUUCUUGUUAGAAACCAGGUUUCUAGGUUUUCCUCAAAUAUCUCUUCACUUGUUCUUCUUCUACUUCACUCCCAGAAAAACAAAAAAAUGAUUUUUGAUUUUCAAACAACGAGUAUAAAUCAAAUCAUUAAUCUAUUCAUGUCACAAAUCUAACUUAGUUUAGAUAAUCAACAUUUUAAAAAGGUCAUUUUAGAUAUAACAAAAAUAAAAAGGAUAAAGAAUUUUUGAAAUUAUUGUUUGAUGAUCCGUUUUUGUCAUUUUAUGAGCCAUCAAAACCUUUUGGUUGGAGCCCCUGUACAGAGCCCCUACUUUAUUCUCGUAUAUAGAGCCCCUAUAAUAAGUUUCAAUUGAAAAGCCAAAUAAAAUAAAAAAAAUAAAAGAACAAAAAACCAUAAAUGGGACACAACACAAAAGUUGAAAGGGCCUCAAAAGGCCUACAUCGCCAACUAUGCACGUUAAUACCACUCACUAAACGUGAAAUACCCGCCAAAUCGCUUUCUUCUCGUUAGCCCCAAAACAAAACAAGAACCAAAUCCAGAAAAAAAUUUGAGCGAAUCGAAGUAAUACUCCAUACUGAACUGAUUCAAUUUGGGUUCCUAAUUAUUAUUCUAAUCUCAAUCAAGAAGCAAACCUAGAUUCAUUUUACCUUUCCCAGAAAAAACCUAGAUUUCAUGGGCUAGACACAGAUCUGAUCACAAACCCUAGACAAAUGGCGAUAAUCAGUGAUGCACUACGACAAGCAUUUAUGCCAAAACAUGAAUACGAAAGUUUAAGAGAAGAAGAAAAAGCAUGGAGUCGUAUACAGAGACCUAUUGUAUUAGUUAUUGUAAUGAUUUUAGGUUUAAUGGUGUUAAUCUCAGUUACAAUUAGUUUAAAUAUUGUGUUUCCAUCUGAUAAUGGGAAUAGACCCUUUUGUCAUCAAAGGGUUCAGAUUAAUGAUAAUGGAUUAUUAGGAGGAAGUGGCGAAUCAGAUUUGUUUCCUGGGGCUUUUUAUUUGACCGAACAAGAAGCUGUUGAUUAUUAUUGGAUGGUUGUGUUUAUACCUUCGGCGAUUAUUUUCGUUGUGUCUUCGGUUUAUCUUCUCGCAGGAAUGGCUGUUGCAUAUUCUGCACCAACAAGAAACGGAUGCUUAAAGGUUGUGGAAAACAACUAUUGCGCCUCAAAAAGGGGUGGAGUUCGCUGUCUAUCUAUUCUGAACAUUGUAUUUGCCAUCAUCUUUGGUCUUCUCGCUGUGUUUCUUGGUUCAAGCCUCCUCACACUUGGCAGCAGUUGUACCCUUCCCUUGUUCUGGUGUUACGAGAUUGCUUCAUGGAGUCUGGUCAUUUUCUAUGGAGGAACUGCAUUCUUGCUUAGAAGAAAGGCAGCUACUAUUCUUGACGAGGGUGACUUUGCAGGUCGAAAUUUUGGAUUGGAGAUGUUGGAGGCAGCCCCUCAGGAGGUGACUCCAGAAGUGGAGAGGCGCGUGAAUGAAGGCUUCAAGACAUGGAUGGGUUCAUCCCUCUUAUCUUCCGACGAGGAAGAUGGGCCUGACGAUUAUCUGGAGGUGGCUUAUCCUACCCGAACCAACUCUGGCAGCCGACAACGUGUAUGAUCUAUAUAUUUCUCUUAGUUGGGUGAAUGACUUCUCCCCUGUAACCUUUUACUGGUAUUUGCCAAAUGUUUGUUACCACAUACAACUAGGGGAGACCAGAAAGCUAGUCUUAGAAAGUAGAAUGUGUUAACAAUUUUGUGAAUGGAAAGUAAAGAAAGUGGCACAGGUUCCACUUGUAAUCAUACACGAAAAGAAGGAUGUCUUUUUUAUAGGUUGUAACUGGUGGCUUACUGAGUAUAUUCAAUGCAAGGAUAUUGAAAAUCAGGAUGUCUUUUUUAUAGGUUGUAACUGGUGGCUUACUGAGUAUAUUCAAUGCAAGGAUAUUGAAAAUCUAUGUGAAUAAUCUUCUGAAUUCUUAUACCUA
Molecule: messenger RNA, 2321 nt
Organism: Papaver somniferum (opium poppy)
Lineage: Eukaryota; Viridiplantae; Streptophyta; Magnoliopsida; Ranunculales; Papaveraceae
Exons: 3
Coding region: 1076-1957 (293 amino acids)
Source: RefSeq, a predicted model, not a curated record